AUGGCCCAAUAUGGAAAUUUAGAGAUUAAUAUUUAUAUAGAUGCAAUAAAACCAUAUUACGAAAAGUUGGUUACGUCUCGUGAUAGUUGUAUCGACUAUAGCUCUCAGAAUCCUUAUAUAAGAAAUGGGUUACUAGAGAUCAAAGAAAUAUGGCGUCGGAAUAUAAAUGGGAAAAUAAUUGCGUCAAUGUAUCAUAUCGACGGGAAUAUAUUUGAACUUUUAUUAAAAUACAUAUAUUGUGGAGAACUGAAUUUUGAUAAAAAGGAUUUUAAACAACUAAAUGAAUUAUAUGUUGCCGCGGAUAUGUUACUAAUCGAUAGUCUAAUAACAAUAUUGAGAAAUCAUAUCAAGAGGAUUAUGAGUGAAUUGAUUGAAAAGGAUAUAAUUGAAGCAGCAAAAUUGGUUGAUAUUACACGUGAUGGUGUUUUAAUAGAUGGCUUUGUCGAUAUGGUUAUUAAUAACCCCAGAAAGUUGUUUAUGGGAGAAAUUCAAGAGGUCAUGAUGUGGUUAAACUUUAAUGGUUUAGAGAGAUAUGAACAUCUGCUGGAUGUGAUACGGUUUGACCAGAUUGACGAUAAAGUGGUUUCUAAACAGAUGAUGGAUGAUGAUAUAGAGAUAUGUGUUGCCUCACUUUAUAAAAAGGAAAAAAAGAAACGAAAUCUGAUUAGAUACGGUAAUUUUGAAAUUGGGUCUGAUGUUGUUAGGAGCGAAGAGUUGAGGAAAAUUAUUAGACAUAUAAACCAGGUCCAUGAAGUAACAUUAGAAGAGUAUAGGUAUAGUUUUGAGUUAUUAUAUACAACCAAGACACAGGGAAAAAACAACGAAACUUUCCACAAGCUAUGUGACAAUAGAGGACCGACGUUAGUGGUUAUUAACACGUUAGAUGGAUAUAUCGGAGGAUAUACUUCAAUAUCAUGGUCAAGUGAUGGUGAAAAGAAAAAUGAUGAGUAUAGUUUUAUUUUCCACAAAGGUAACAAUGACAUACACUUUGCAGAUAUAAAAGAUAAAAGUUCGAUAACUAUAGGUUGUUUUGGGAAUAUGGGCCCAAUGUUUGGACGUGACUUGGUAAUCAAUGAAGAUGGGAAAUUAUAUUUCCAUACACAUAUCGACUAUUAUCUAUUGGUAUUGAAUAAUGUAAAUGGAAUAUAUCCAUUACAUUACGAGGUGUUUAGAAUAGAAGAUUAUCUAGAAAACAUUGAAGAACAAUUACUAUGGGAUUUUUGUGCAAAAACACGGUUAUUUGGUGACAGUAUGAAAGAUUGUCAUGGUAACGACAUGUACAAAACAGUUGGUUACAUGUUGAAAUUUUCUUUGCGGAAUAAUAAAUUUCCAUUCAUCACUGCAAGAAGAUUAAAUUUUGAAGGAAUGUUAUACCUCCAAGUGAUGUUUAUGGAAGGAACGUUCAAUAAAGAAAAGUUGAAGGAAAAAAAUAUCUACAAGUGGUGGGCCAAAGAUAUUGAGAAUAAUGACGGUUAUUUUGGAAGGUUAUAUCCAUAUCAGAUGAGGGACUUUGGGGGUGACCGUGGGAAAAAUGAAAUAAUUACAGACCCGAUACUUGGGUUUGAUCAACUUAGAAAUAUCAUAAAACAGAUUAAAAGAAAUGGGUUGAGAAGAGACAUCUUGAUAAGUUACUGGGAUCCUAGGGAUAUUAAAUAG
Messenger RNA from Dentiscutata heterogama, 1656 nucleotides. The record is from the annotation of a GenBank genome assembly. Lineage: Eukaryota; Fungi; Glomeromycota; Glomeromycetes; Diversisporales; Gigasporaceae.